AUGCCAGGUAUAAGAGGGGCAUCUAUCCAUCUAAUAGACGGACACCUUACCACCUACCUCACUAUUAAUCUAUUACUCUCUCUUUCUCUCUCUCUCUCUCUCUCUCUCUCUCUCUCUCUCUCUCUCUCUCUCUCUCUCUCUCUCUCUCUCUCUCUCUCUCUCUCUCUCUCUCUCUCUCUCUCUUUCUCUCUCUCUCUCUCCUGA
Molecule: messenger RNA, 204 nt
Organism: Ascochyta rabiei
Lineage: Eukaryota; Fungi; Ascomycota; Dothideomycetes; Pleosporales; Didymellaceae
Exons: 1
Coding region: 1-204 (67 amino acids)
Source: RefSeq, a predicted model, not a curated record